AUGAGCAGAUCUCAACAAGAACAUUACAUGGAGCCAAUUCACUUUGGAUUGUCACCACCACCACUGACUACCACAAAUGCGAGGCCACCGAUAACCAGUGAUGCAGCUUGCACUGGCCCAGAUGAGGGCAAAAGCUUUGACCUCGAGAAUAUCUCAGGGGAUGAAGAGGAAUCGGGCAAUCCUCCUGCACCCACUGCUAUUGCACCACCACCAGCAAUCUCAAGCAGGCUAAAGGGUCCAACUGAUAUAUCUCACUUCUACCAGAUUGAUCCCGACACUAAGGUCAAAACUUGCAUCCCUUGUGUAUCACUACAUGAGAUUGACAAAACACACAAAGUCCAGGUAUACUCAGGCUCAACAGCCAGUUCAGCUCCUCAUAACCAUGCCUUCUUUCACCACACUGAACUUUAUCUGGAAGCAGUGGAGCGUUUUGGCUGGUGCAUAACAAUAAAAAAUCUAAGUGAACGCCUUGCUGAAGGCUGGACACUCACAACAAUUUGUGAAUGGCUCAAGAAAUCACCUUGCACAAUGCAAUCACUUAGCCCUCCUCCUAACCAGGGAUUUCAUGCCUCGCAGCUGGCAGGAACCAGCUCUCCAGAAGAUGUAAUCCCAGACUUCACACUUGACAAAAUGCAUUUCCAAAUUGUAAAGUUCAUUGUCGCCAAUGAUCAGGCAAUAAACAUGAUUGAGUGUCCCGAAUUUAGAUGCCUCAUCCGUCUCCUGCUGCCCAGGACUAGCCUAUUUCACUGCACGAAGGCCCGCAAAAUGGUCAUCGAGCAAUGGCAAGAAUACCUCAUGGCCUUGAAGAAAGACCUUUUGUCCUACAAAGUAUCUUAUUUCUUCUAG
Messenger RNA from Suillus bovinus, 846 nucleotides. RefSeq lists its product as uncharacterized. The record is from RefSeq and is a predicted model, not a curated record. The transcript has 8 exons. The coding region runs from base 1 to 846 and encodes 281 amino acids. NCBI's taxonomy places the organism in Eukaryota, Fungi, Basidiomycota, Agaricomycetes, Boletales, Suillaceae.